Molecule: messenger RNA, 628 nt
Organism: Drosophila busckii
Lineage: Eukaryota; Metazoa; Arthropoda; Insecta; Diptera; Drosophilidae
Product: dynein light chain roadblock-type 1
Exons: 2
Coding region: 211-555 (114 amino acids)
Biological process (GO): microtubule-based movement
Cellular component (GO): centrosome; cytoplasm; cytoplasmic dynein complex
Molecular function (GO): dynein intermediate chain binding
Source: RefSeq, a predicted model, not a curated record
AACAAAAUGAGGCUAACAUACUGCGUCUGUUUGAUAUUUUUGACACUCUGGAGUUUAGCCAGUGGCGAAGGCAUGGAUAACUAUAUAUGGUGUACAUCAAAUAUGCUGGGAGUUUGUAGUAGUCAAAAAUCAAAUGUCAAUUCAAAUAAACGUUUGCCUUGAAUUUAAAAACAAGACUUUUGCUUUUUAGUUAAAUAAUUUAACAACAACAUGAAGCCAGGCGUCGAGCAAAAGCGCACCCAGCGCUAUGUGGAUGAAGUGUAUCGCUUGGUGCUGGAGAAGCCUGGAGUCGAGGAUGUUUUGAUCAUGAACCGCUCGGGUGUGCCCAUCAAGUCAACAAUGACGCCACAGGAUACACUGCAGCAUGCCUGUCUCUAUGAUAAUUUGCGUGAAAAGUGCCAGGCGUUUCUACACAAACUGGAGCCGCCACAGACACUCAUAAUGCUGCGUGUUCGUACCAGAAACCACGAGGUUAUCAUAACGCCAGAUGGUAAAAUCACAAUACUUGUUGUGCAGAAUGCGCCAGACACGUUUCUGGGUAGUAAACUAGAUUAGGCAUUCAAUCAUUUCACUUUGCUGACUCAAUUUGCUUGAAAAUUAAAGUUUGUGGCCUUAAACUAAAAACAUA